GACAGAGACAUACAAAAGCCGGGACCGUCGUGGGUCUCUCCAUGCGCAUCUCCGCCUCGCAGCGUUUAUAAUGCUGGAAACAGCGCGCAUGAGAUUCUGGGAUUUGUAGGCGACUCAGGGUCCACGGUCCAGGCAACGGACAGGAAAGGAAUCAAACUCGGGACUACGAGCAAUCCCCGAAUGCAUUGCGCCACGUGGACGCCAUUUUUGUAGUUCUCCGAUACAAUCCCGGAAGUCCUUGCUCCGAAGCCAUGUUUGUAGUUCUCAGGCUGGUGGGUCUCUGAGGCGAUGUAUCUUGGACCAUUGGGACUUCCGUGACCAGCAAGAGCUCCGAAGUGAGAAACGAAGGGAUAAAGGUCUGUUUAGAUUAAACCAGAAGAAAAUGAUGUGGUGACCGUUUCUGAGCCCAGCUAUUCGAUACGGAAUGCAGUGUAUGCAGUGUCCCAUGCCCUCCAUAAAAUGCUGCUGAGCAAAAUUGAAAUGGGACCUAAAGAAGACAGAAACAUGGACUGGCUUCUUCCAUGCCAGACUGCAUUGACCUACAAUGAUGUCCAUGUGAACUUCACUCGAGAAGAGUGGGCUUUGCUGGAUCCUUCCCAGAGGAAUCUCUACAAAGAUGUAAUGCUAGAGAUCUACAGGAACCUCACUGCUAUAGGCUACAAUUGCGAAGGUCAUAAUAUGGAAGAUCAUUGUCAAAGUUCUAGAAGACAUGCAAGGUAUGAAAACAGUGAUAGCAGAGACAAACCCUCUGAAGAUACUCAAUAUAAUGAAAUAUUUGCACCUCACAGUGGUUCCCACACAUAUGAAAGUAUCCAUACUGUUGAGGAUUGCUAUGAAUGUAACCAAUAUGGGAACGCCUUUGCACAUAACAGUCAUCUCCUAAAACAUAAAAGGACACAUAUAGGAGAGAAACCUAAUGAAUGUACACAAUAUGGUAAAGCCUUUGCAUGUAACAGUGAUCUCCUAAGACACGAAAGAACUCACACUGGAGAGAAACCUUAUGAAUGUAACCAGUGUGGUAAAGCCUUUCCAUGUAAUAUUGAACUCCUAAGACAUGAAAGAACUCACACUGGAGAGAAACCUUAUGGAUGUAACCAAUGUGGUAAAGCCUUUGCACAUAACAGUAGUGUCCUGAGACAUCAAAGAACUCACACUGGAGAGAAACCUUAUGAAUGUAAGCAGUGUGGUAAAUCCUUUGCACAGAACUUUAAUCUCCUAAUGCAUGGAAGAUCUCACACUGGAGAGAAACCUUAUGAAUGUAACCAAUGUGGUAAAGCCUUUGGUCGUAAAAGUCAUCUCUUAACACAUGAAAGAACUCACACUGCCGAGAAACCUUAUGAAUGUAACCAAUGUGCUGAAACCUUUGCACGUAACAAUAGUCUCCUGGUACACUAUAGAACUCACACUGGAGAGAAACCUUACCAAUGUAACCAAUGUGGUAAAGCCUUUACAUGUAACAGUAGUCUCAUUCUACAUAAAAGAGCUCACACUGGUGAGAAACCUUAUGAAUGUAACCAAUGUGGUAAAGCCUUUCUACGUAAAAGUAAUCUCUUAACACAUGAAAGAACUCACACUGGAGAGAAACCUUAUGAAUGUAACCAAUGUGCUAAAACCUUUGCACGUAACAAUAGUCUCCUGGUACAUUACAGAACUCACACUGGAGAGAAACCUUACCAAUGUAACCAAUGUGGUAAAGCCUUUACAUGUAACAGUAGUCUCAUGCUACAUAAAAGAGCUCACACUGGAGAGAAACCUUAUGAAUGUAACCAAUGUGGUAAAGCCUUUCUACGUAAAAGUAAUCUCUUAACACAUGAAAGAACUCACACUGGAGAGAAACCUUAUGAAUGUAACCAAUGUGCUAAAACCUUUGCAUAUAACAGUAGUCUCCUGGUACAUAAAAGAACUCACACUGGAGAGCAAUUUCAUGCAUGUAACUAGUGUGUUAAAGUCUUUGCAUGUAACUGUGUCCUCCUAAGACAUAAAAAAAACUCAUACUGGAGAGAAACCUUAUGAAUGUGAUGAAUGUCACAAAGCCUUUACACAGACCAGUAUUCUAAAAGAUAAGAGAACUCUCACUGGAGAUUAACCUUAUGAAUGUAACCAAUGUGGUAAAUAAAGCCUUUGCAUGUAACAGUAAACUCUGAAAAGAUAAGAGAACUCAUACUGGAGAGACACCUUAUGAAUGCAACCAAGGUGGUAAACCCUUUGCAUGGAACAGUCAUCUGCUAGUACAUAAAAGAACUCACACUGAAGAGAAACCUUAUGACUGCAACCACUGUGCUAAAACCUUUGCAUGUAACAGUAGUCCCCUGGUGCAUAAAAAACUCACACUCCAGAGAAACCUUACAAAUAUAACCAAUGUGAUAAAGCCUUUACAUGUAGCAGUAGUCUUAUGCUACAUAAAAGAGCUCACACUGGAGAGAAAUCUUAUGAAUGUAACCAAUGUGGUAAAACCUUUUGCAUGUAACAGUGUUCUCCUAAGACAUAAAAGAACUCACACUAGAGAGAAUCUUUAUGAACGUAACCAAUGUGGUAAAUAAAGCCUUUGCAUGUAACAGUAAUCUCUGAAAACGUAAGAGAACUCAUACUGGAGAGACACCUUAUGAAUGCAACCAAGGUGGUAAAGUCAUUACAUAUAACAGUGUCUCCUAAUACAUAAACUCACACUGGAGAGAAACAUUAUGGGAUGUGUCCUAUGUGUAAAGCCUUUGCACAAAACAGUCAUUUCCUAAUAUAAACUUGCUCUUCUUCCUGAAGAUACCUGAUAAAAGGAUCAGAUGAAUGAGGAGGAGGUCCCCCCAUCAGUGGACUUGGAAA
Meriones unguiculatus (Mongolian gerbil) is the source of this 2817-nucleotide messenger RNA. Its product is annotated as zinc finger protein OZF-like. Gene Ontology annotation, biological process: regulation of DNA-templated transcription. The transcript is spliced from 5 exons. The record is from RefSeq and is a predicted model, not a curated record. Lineage: Eukaryota; Metazoa; Chordata; Mammalia; Rodentia; Muridae. Bases 460 to 1938 code for a protein of 492 amino acids.